UAUAAAUGGAGCAAGGCUACAGGUGCACUGGAACGCUUUAUCUGCACCAAUACCCAGAGCUGCAAUCAUGGCCAUCUCAGUGCUUCGGAUGACAGUUGUCCUGGGACUGCUUGCCUUGAUCCUGACUUGCCAUGUUGAUGACAAGUCAGAGGACAAGUCAGAGGACAAGUCAGAGGACAAGUCAGAGGGCAAGACAGAGGACAAGUCAGAGGACAAGCCAGAGGACAAGUCAGAGGACAAGCCAAAGGACAAGCCAAAGGACAAGCCAGAUGCCUCAGACAAAGAAGAAGAGGAUGUGAGGACAUUCCUAACCCUUUUGGGCACAGAAAUCAUUGAGGAUGGAGUGGCGUUCAUCCUCAGCUCCAUAGAGAGGAACCCGUAAGCACUGAGACAAGUCCUGCUUUUGUCCAGUUUGCUGUUGGCAAAUGACCACAUUGCAUUAAAAUGAAUGAGAAUCAAAA
Molecule: messenger RNA, 461 nt
Organism: Myotis daubentonii (Daubenton's bat)
Lineage: Eukaryota; Metazoa; Chordata; Mammalia; Chiroptera; Vespertilionidae
Gene: C5H5orf46
Product: chromosome 5 C5orf46 homolog
Source: RefSeq, a predicted model, not a curated record